Molecule: messenger RNA, 377 nt
Organism: Zonotrichia leucophrys gambelii
Lineage: Eukaryota; Metazoa; Chordata; Aves; Passeriformes; Passerellidae
Product: merozoite surface protein 9-like
Exons: 4
Coding region: 29-274 (81 amino acids)
Source: RefSeq, a predicted model, not a curated record
GUGUGACCGUCUCGUGCCCCUUGGUGAAAUGUCGACAAUCCUGAAAUGGUUUGGACGGGAGGAUAAGGAGAAAGAGGAGGACAGGAAAGAGAAGGAAGAAAAGGAGAAGGAAAAGACUGAGGGAGAAAAGGAGAAGGAGAAGCAGAAGAGGAGGAAGAAGGAAGAAGAAAAGCAGGGAGAUGGGGAGGAGGACAGGAGCAGCAGCAGCUCUGACAGUGACUCAGAGGAGGACCAAGGCAUUGCCAAGGAUGAUGAGAAGGAGGACAAGGAUUAGUCUUGCAGAGCUGGAGCAGCAUUGCACGCCCUGGCCAUGCUGAGGAGGUGGAGAUGGAAAUGGCAAAUUGAGCUGGAGAGCGACUGGGCCACUGUUAGCCAAA